AUGUUUUUAAAAAUUUAAUUGUCAAUUCAGAUAGAUACGAGACUUAAUGGCAAAGUAAUAUGGGAUGAAUUCAUUUCUUACUUACUGAUAGAAUUUCGGAAUAUAGACACUAGUUUGAAGUCGCAAAUGGAAAUACCAUUAAUGAGUUUACCCAAAUUGUUAAGAACGCAUCAUCGCACUCCUGUGUGCAGAAUUACAUUUUGCCCGGAAGUUUUGCCAGUACAACCUCCAAUGGCCUUGAUCUUAAUAAAUGUUGUUUAUGAUCCUGAACAAUAUUCGAGAGGUUUUAGCCGUUGGUCGGACACUUUGCGUAAUGCUAAUGCCGCGUUCUUAAAAGUGCAACCUACUGUUAUAACUGAUAUGAUCGUGUUACCGGAUGUUCAGAUAGUGUGCACGAGUUCAACAGAAUGUGAUUUGAGAUUUUACGACGUCGCGGCAAAAAAGUUUGAUCUCCGCAUACUGAUAUCCAGUUUGGAAAAUGCAGUCAUUUGCAUGUACUAUUAUUUUAGUAGAAAUAUGAACGAAAAUUCUUACAUCGUCCUAGGUGAUACAAGUGGGUCUAUUAUAAUCAUAACUUUUAAUCCUACGGAUAGAGGACCUUUCAAGCAAUAUACUGCAACUGACUCGAUCAUUUUUCGUUACGACAAUGUCAUUAAAGUAAGUAAAACCUGUUGGAGGUCACUCAGGGUCAUGACUUUGACAACAUACGUCAAGGUCAAGGUCAAGGUCAUUGGAGAAGCCUUCUCUAAAGUUUGCUUCAUAGAUGUAGUUGAAGGCUUUGCGGAAAAUUACUUUGCUAAAAGAUUACUACAAUUAGGGGGAGAUACAAGGAUUAGAUGUCAUAGAAUUAAAAAAUAUACAUACAAAUUGGACGAGCCAGAAAGUCAAAUAUUGGUAACGGGUGGACCAGACUGCGUGGUUCGCAUUUGGAAUCCGUUUGUUCCCAGGAAAGCAAAUGCUAUUUUGUUGGGGCACCGAUCGACUAUCUGCGCGCUUGUCGUAACUAACGCUGGCAAUCGCAUUUUUUCCUUGUCGAAAGACAGAUGCAUAAAAGUAUGGGACGUUCCAGCUCUUAGUUGCAUUCAGAUAGAAGAUAUGUGUACAUUUCGUAAACAGACAUACAACAAAUUACCACGUGAGCUGAGUGAAUACACUCCCAUGACCAUAGUGUACAACACGCUGACCUGUACGAUGAUUAUUGCUAGCGUGAUGAUAGCUGUUGUCGUUUGCGAGCACGUAAUUAACGAGGAAAUCUCGGACGGCUAUACGCACACUAAGGGCGUCAGUUGUGUCCUCUACAAUCAGCUCUUCCGUGUGAUUGUUUCUACAGGAUUGGAUUCAUGCAUCAUCGUAUGGGAUCCAUGGUACGGACGCCGUUUACGUUUGAUAUCACACGCUCACAGUAUUAUACAAUAUGGACAGUACGUCGACAUCGAGAUCACUGCGGCUUGCUUCGACGAUUCGGAGCAAUUUUUAGUGACUGGCGCAAGAAAUGGUUCAGUGAAAAUGUGGAAUUACAAUACCGGAACCUGUAUACGCGAUAUGAUGGUUGAUUAUCAAUGGUACAGUGGAUAUUAUCAGAGAAUAUCUUCUAAUGUUACUUUUCAUCGAUAUCAUGAGCGAUAUAAUAAAUUUUCAUUUCAUAUUAUUUUUUUCUGCAGCGAAAUAACGAGUAUCACAUGGUACAAAAAUCGAAUUCUGUGCUGCGGUUGGAAUAAACACGUGACAGAAUUGUCGAUUUUCAAAUCUGAUAUAUGCAAAAAGAAUUGGACGACCAGUCACACCGACGACAUUCUAUGCAUGGCUGCGAGAUAUCCACAGCUAUUAGCUACCGGAUCGUACAACGAAGAAUUAAUUUUCUGGAAUCUUGAAACGGGCCAGCCUUUUAGAAAGUAUCUAGUGACUGAUGUUAAUAGAAGGUACACGAGAAUGACGAAUGAACAGAAAGAGUUUAGAAAAUUGAAUGAGAUCAGUGGAUCCGUCAAUCAGCAGAUUAAGUAAAUAAUAAUGCGC
Molecule: messenger RNA, 2013 nt
Organism: Acromyrmex echinatior (Panamanian leafcutter ant)
Lineage: Eukaryota; Metazoa; Arthropoda; Insecta; Hymenoptera; Formicidae
Gene: WDY
Product: WD repeat-containing protein WDY
Source: RefSeq, a predicted model, not a curated record